Molecule: messenger RNA, 13108 nt
Organism: Acanthocheilonema viteae
Lineage: Eukaryota; Metazoa; Nematoda; Chromadorea; Rhabditida; Onchocercidae
Source: the annotation of a GenBank genome assembly
UAGACAAUAUUUCAAAGCGGAAGCGAAAAUCGUAGGUAAUUUUGCGUUUCUACGAAUUCGAUAUCGGAACGAUGGUAUACUGAAUCGAGAACUAAAGGAGCGGUAUGAAUUUCUGAUCAAAGCAUCAUGUCGACGAAAAGAUGCAACAAAUUUGGAAACAACAACUGUGGUUAACUUACUUGUAACAGAUCAGAAUGAUGCAAAACCAAUAUUUGAGAAAGAUGAAUAUCGAGCUGAAGUAAAGCAAAAUAUAUCACCGUUUACCACCAUCCUGCAGGUGCAAGCAUCUGAUGCAGAUAUUGGUCUGAAUAGUCAAAUUUAUUAUUCAUUAGUGGAAUGGUCACUUGAUUUUAUGGUUGAUCCGAUUUCUGGUGCUGUCCGGAAUUUACGAUUCUUAGAAUCUGGCACCUAUGAAUUAACACUUUUAGCGGAAGAUCGAGCUUCGAGACUAUUCCGAAAAAAGACUCAUAAUGAUGAUGAAAAUGAUCUUUUCAAUCACAAUAAAGCUAAAGCGGUGAUAAUAGUAGAGCCAGUGGAGAAGAAUGCACAAAAGUUAAGGGUUGAAGUGAAACCGAUAUCAGCCAAUUUAUGGAAUGUUACACAAACAGUCGCAAUAGCGAGAAUAGAAGGAAUGACAGCAAAUGCAGUUGCCAAGUUAGAAAUCGUCGAUAGUGAAUAUGCUGGCGCUUUUGUCGUAAAAAAAGAUUCAAGCGGUGAUAAUGUUUGGCUAAUUGAAACUGUCGCUGGUAUUUGGCUACAACCUGACUGGUUUAUUCAACUGAAAGCAAUUGCUGUUGAUGAUUUUGUAAAAGAUCUGAUGGCAAACAUAAGUAUACAACUGGUAGGCAAACAAUCGAUACAGUUUGAAAAUUUAUCAGUUAUGCAAAUUAUUAUCAACGAAUCGGUACCAUUAGGUUAUGUUAUCACACAACUGAAAGCUCAUGUUGUAAAUGGUUUCGAUGGAGACGAUGAGCAAAUAAGGUAUUCAACUUCAAACGCUGACAAAAGUCUGCCUUUCUCUGUUGAUGAGAAUGGCGGACAUUUAAGAUUAAUCAAAUGGCUUGAUUACGAAAAUGUGUCACUGUAUCGUUUUGAAGUUUUUGCUAAGAGGAUUGGAAAUGUUGUGUUUCAGCUUUUGGACAGUACUUUGGAAGCAAAGAAGGAGGUUGAAGUAAUCGUUGUAGACAGUAAUGACCAUUGUCCAACUUUUGCUGCGAAAUGGGCUCGAGGUGAUCCUAUUGCUUUUCCUCGGAAUUAUCCGCUCAACAAAGUGUUGUUCAAAGCCGAAGCAUUGGAUAUCGAUAGUGGCGCAAAUGGUCACAUCCGAUAUGAACUGCUGAGUGAAACUCCUACCACUACGAAAAUCUUUACUGUCAACUCUGAUACAGGCGAAGUUGCAUUACGUGAGCAACCCCCAAUAAACGAAACUCAGUGGAAAUUUAGGAUUCGAGCAUCUGAUAGCGGAUGGCCAUUUCCGCGAAGCAAUGAAGUAUUGAUUAGUAUUUACAUAAAUGGUACAAAUGCACCUCCCAAAAUAAAGCCAUCGCUUCUGCGUGAAGGACAGAAUGAACAUUCACCGAUUAUCAUAAAUGAAACUGUAUUUGUCGUAUCAGUGGAUAGCUCACCUGGAAAGGUGCUGGGACGAGUUGAAGCUCAUGACGAUGAUGUUGGCUAUGCUGGCCUGAUACGAUUCGGUACUUUUGACAGAUUUUUUGCAUUGGAGCCAUUUACUGGUGAAAUUAUUCUAUUAAGACCAUUGACAGAUUUGUUGAGAAAUGCAAAUAAAUCAAAAAAAAUGAAAUACAUUAUUCAAAUAAGUGUCUGUGAUUGGGGACAGUCUAUUCGAUGUACCAGUGGAAUGAUUACAGUUCUAAUCACUGAAGCCAAUGUAUAUAAGCCACGCUUCGAAAAGCUUCACUAUCGCGUACGUAUAGCGGAAAAUACGGAAAUUGGAAGCAAAUUUUUAGAAUUAUUAGCACAGGAUAAUGAUUACGGUGAUAAUGGACAAGUUGGUUAUCAGAUAAUCGAUUCACAAAGUCAUUUUCAAAUUGGAGAGAAUAAUGGUGUUUUGGAAGUUGUAAAAGAACUCGAUCGUGAAAAAAUAGCCAUUCAUCGACUAACAGUUAUGGCAUUCGACCACGGAUAUCCGAUGAAAGUUGCAUUUGUGAAUGUUACAAUUAUUCUCACUGAUAUUAAUGAUAAUGCUCCUCUGUGUGCUGAGCCUAUUCGCAAAGUGGUAAUUCCGGAAGAUUAUCCAAAUAACGUUUUACUAACAUGCGUAACAGCAUGGGAUCCUGAUGAGGGUCAAAAUGGACAAGUAGCGUAUGAAUUUGAUAGUACCAUCGAAACGUCUGUUACGUUACCAUUCCGCAUACAAAAAGAUACAGGAUGUAUUUUUGUAAACACUGAUGAGCCAUUUGAUUUCGAAACCAUCAACCUGUACAAUUUGUCUAUAGAAGCAAUGGAUAACGGCGAACCAAUGUUAAGUUCUAUUUGUACAGUAUUGGUGGAAUUUUCGGAUGUUAAUGAAAAUUUAUUUCCGCCGCUUUUCGAUGAUAUUGCACAAGAAGCAACUGUUUACGAAAAUAUGCCUGUAUGGACGGAAGUUCUUGCUUUAAAUGCUAUCGAUCCGGAUAAUCCAAGAAUACCUGUAAAAUAUACUGUUAUCGAUGGUGAUGGAAUUAAUUCAUUCACCAUUGAUUCGGAAGGAAUAUUACGAACUUCGGUAGUUCUCGAUCAUGAAGUAUGCGAUUCUUACUGGCUAACAAUUGAAGCUCGUGAUCUGAGCCGAGUACCACUUACUUCCGUACUUCAUGUGUUUGUUCGUGUUCUGGACAGGAAUGACCACAUACCACUGUCAUUACGCCCUAUAUAUUUUUCCAGUAUUCCGGAGAAUUCACCGGAAAAUACAGUCAUCAUCAAAGUUCAGGCUGAAGAUAAAGAUAACCCUUCGGAUCGUUAUAGCAUUACGAAUAUACGCUUUAAAAUAAUUAGUGGCGAUCCUCAGAGUUUCUUCGCAAUCGAUUCUAAAACAGGUUACGUAGUAACUCGCGGGAAAAGACGUUUGGAUCGCGAAACUCAAAAAGAACACGUUAUAGUAGUAGAAAUCUGCGAUCAAGGUGAUCCAAAAUUAUGUGCCACGGUGCCAGUAGUGAUAACUAUCACUGACCUGAAUGAUAAUUCACCUUCUUUUAAGCAAACAACUUACAACUUCAAUGUACCGGCUGGUGAAAUUGGUGAAUUGUGUAGAAUAUUUGCCAUCGAUAGUGAUGAAGGACAAAAUGCUCGGUUGUUGUAUAAUCUCACUGAGGCGAAUCCACGAUUCGCUAUUGAUUCUGAUGGUGGAAUAAUUACAUCUGAAUCUCUGAAGGAAAAUGAAAGUUACCAAUUGACCAUUAAGGCAAGCGACAUGGGUCAAAUAUCACAAACAUCAUCGCCAGUUUUGGUCACUUUGAAUGCUAUUGGAAGACCUGUGAAGACAAUUGGAAAUAGUAAGCCGAAGUUGUUGAAUGAGAAUCGCUGGACUCGACUCUCGAUAUCAGAUGCUGAUAGUAUUGGUGAAACAAUUGGAGUGAUUGAGGCAGAAGAUCCAGACGGCGAUCAAUUGUGGUGGAAAAUCAUUGAUGGAAAUCCAAACAAUACCUUUGCUAUAAGUUGCAAUGCUGGAGAGUUAUACUUAGCGAAGAGUGUUGAUUUCAUCAUGAAGAAUAUCACUGAAGUGAGAUUGAAAUUCACCGUCAGUGAUGGCCUUGAUGCUACAGAAGGCAUGAUAUUGAUUGAGAUAUCUCGAAAACAUCAAAGUCGACCGGAAUUUGAUAUUCAAUAUCAUAAAAUUUCGGCAUCGAAGGUAGCACCUGUAGGAACGGUAGUGCAUACCUUGAAAGCUACUAUUGAACAGUUGAAUGGUUCUAUCAAUGAUCGGGGAAUAAUUUUUGGAAUACAUGUGGUGGAGGAUACUGCAGUUGCUGACAAAUUGCGUGUCAAUCCGAGUUCUGGAGAAGUGAUCAUUGCUGAACCGCUUAACAACGUCGUUACAAACUUAUUCACAUUGGUUGUAUAUGCUCGUUUCAAUCAAAUGAUCAACUAUGCACUGCUCGAUGUGUCAUUGUAUGCUGAGACAAAAGCGCCACCGAAAUUCGUUGUCUCCGAAUAUUUCACAUCUAUUUCAGAGAGCAUACCGGUAGGAACAACAAUUUUGACAGUGCAUGCAUACGAUCCGAAUCAUAGCAAUAUUGAAUAUUCUAUUAUUGAAGGUAACGAAGACGGUAACUUUGUGAUCAAUGAGUAUAGCGGUGAGAUCAGAACAGCCUCUCCAUUGAUAUCAUACAAUCAUGAAGGAGUAAUGUUGAUUGUACAAGCUAACAUCCAGCAAAAUGAUAGUUUAGCCGAUCGAUGCAAUGUUGCAAUAAACAUACUCGACGAUGAUCUUGGACGUGUCAAUUUUCCUCAAUCAUCAUAUUCUCUAAAUAUACAUGAAUCCACCCCACCCAACACGAUUGUUUACAUAUUAAAUACGGAUAGUGUCACCAGUAUUCGGUAUAGUUUCCGGGAUCCAUGCCCGCUCCUCGCCGUACAUCCCAUUUCCGGAGUUAUCUCUACAAAGUUUGUUACCAGCACUGCAUCAGUUCCGCACACCUGCGUGGCUGUAGCACGAAAUUCGCUUGGAACUGAAGAUUUCAUGGAAUUGAAAAUAAAUGUUAUUAAUGAGAAUCAACAUGCGCCGUACUUUAACAAUACAGUUUAUCAAGGAUACAUUAAUGAAAAUAUGCCGCUAAAUUCAUCGGUGCUAUUGAAGGAUGGUCGUCAAUUACUCGUAAAAGCGAUUGAUCACGACAGAGGAAUUAAUGGGCUUGUUAAUUAUCGUGUUGUUUCACCGUUUGAGCCGUACUUCACAGUGGAUUACAUCUCUGGUGCUGUUUUAACAAAAGCAGAAAUUGACUUCGAAAAAAUAAAAUAUUGGUCAUUUUAUGUGCAAGCAAGCGAUUCUGCACCACAAAUGUUAGCAUCACCUGUUCCAGCGUUAGUUGCAAUAACGGUUGUUGAUAUGAAUGAUAUGCCACCAAUAUUCAUCCAAAAACAGUACAAUGCAACACUUCUUCUGCCAACUCUUAAAGGCACGACAAUAUGUUAUGUGACAGCGGAAGACAUGGACACAGUAGGUGUAUUACGUUAUGCUGUUGUCAUAUCCAAUGAUAGCAAAUUAUUUGCUGUGGAAGAAUUUACGGGGCGCAUUUAUACGAAUGGCAAUAGUUCUGCUGAUUAUGCAAAAAACAAUUAUGAGAUUAAUUUAGUCGUAUCAGAUGGUUUAAAAUCAGAUUUUGCGGUUCUGUCGAUUCGUGUUGAAAAUACUUCUCAGAUUGAAAGUACAAUCAAAUUUUUGAAGACAAACUAUGAAGCAAUGGUAACGGAAAACAGAACAUCUUCUGCAGUGGUUCGGCUAUUGACUGUUAGCGCCAGGAGUACGGUAAACGAUAGUCUUCUGUACAGCAUUUUAAAUCCAAACAACUACUUCACAAUCGGUACUACAUCCGGAAUUAUCAGUUGGACGGGUAUAGCCAUCGACCGAGAAAAAAUACCAGUAGUUCAGUUGAUUGUGCAGGCACGGCGAUUAAGUACCGGUAAUGAACGAGCGCAAAGUAUUGUGACAAUUAAAGUUGAGGACAGAAACGAUUGCGAACCACACUUCAUCGGUCUUCCCUAUGAACUUACCAUUUCACGUGAUGUUCGGCCAGGUGAUAAAGUAAUAAAUGUGAAGGCUAUCGAUGCUGACGAGGGAUUCAACGGUAUCGUUAGGUAUAAAUUAAAAAAAGGUACGAAGUAUUUUGAUAUUAACAAAUAUGAUGGAAAGAUUGUUAUAAGUCAAUCAUUUGAAGAUGCUAACUUCGAUAGUGUUUCACUGGAAGUUAUUGCAGAAGAUCAAGGAGAACCAUCUCUAUCAUCAUCAGUUCCUGUCAUAAUACACAUUGCUGAUCGGAAUAUGCCAAUAAUUGGUAAUCACUAUCAAGAAGCUCAUAUUCUGGAAAAUGUAUCACCCGGUUCUUCGGUGAUAAAUGUUCAUGCAGUAAGCGUUACAGGAGGUAGGAUCGGCUAUGCAAUCAAAUCUGGAAAUGACGAUAAUCGUUUCAAAAUUAACUUCGAUACAGGUAUGAUAAGUGUGCACAAAGUGCUAGACCGUGAGAAGCGUGCUUUCUAUAACUUAACUAUUGUUGCGAUCGACGUCACUCGACUAGGAGUACGGGCAGAGAGUUAUGUGGUGAUAAAGAUUGACGAUAUCAGUGAUACCGCCCCUCAUUUUACUCAACUUUUCUAUAACAUAUCAGUGAGCGAAUCAACAGCCAUUGGUACCCAACUUCUAAAGGUUGAAGCAGUUGAUCCGGAUAUAAAUGAUAAUUACAUUUCAUAUGGAAUUAUUGGUCCAAAUGCUUCAGUGCUUUCUGUGGAUCCUCAAAAUGGUGUUAUAUCACUCGUGAAAUUGCUUGAUUUCGAAACGAAACGAUUGUUUAAAUUUAAAUUGACUGCUUCCGAUUCAAUGCAAUUAACAUCAGAAGCGGAUUUGCUGGUACACGUUACGGAUGCAAACGAUAUUGCUCCGAGAUUUAUUGCAGAAACAUUUCAUAGCAUAGUAGAAAGUGAAACUCCCAUCAAUCAUUUCGUUGCAAAAUUGGAUGCCUCUGAUGACGAUACCAUAUCAAAUCUUGAGGAUGGCAAGCGAUUCCUAUUCUCUAUCAUAGACGGUGAUGAGACUUUGUUGCAAAUCAACCGUUCGACAGGUGUUGUAUCACUUUUACGAGCAGUUGAUGAAGAUGAUCUUAAAAUUGCUAAAAAAAAUUUCAAUAUAUCGGUUAGCGAUGGUAUUUUCACGAAUUUUUGCUUGUUGACAGUGAAAAUUAUCAGAAGUCAAAGUGGGCAACAAUCACCACGUUUUGAAAGAAUGCAUUACGCUAUAAGUGUGCGAGAAAAUAGACCAACUGGUAUGACAGUGAUGACAGUUCGAGCGCAUAAUGGCAUAUCUCCUCUAAAAUAUUCAUUUAGCAAUUGUUACACUGAAAAUUGUUCUGAAGUAUUGAAUAUUGAUGAGACGACGGGUAGAAUUUACACAAAAAAUCCAUUUGAUUAUGAAGCGCAACGUGUUCAUCAUUUUGUGAUUAUGGUUACCGAUACCGCCGAUCGACGCGGUUUUGCUACAUUAACUUUAAAUGUAAUUGAUGAAAAUGAUAACAUCCCGCAAUUCAUCUCAUCAAAUAUCGAAACAUCAGUACCGGUUGAUUCACGUCCUGGCGAAUCAGUCUUUAUGGUAUUUGCUUUUGAUUGUGAUAUUAGCGAUGAACUAGAAUAUAGCAUUGUUAAUAUUGAUGAACCUCGCUCCAAAUAUUUUACAAUUCAUCCGAAACAAGGAUUGAUUAGUGUGCAAGAACCAUUAAAUGAUCUUGUUGGUGAGCAAAUUUCCAUGUUUAUUCGUGUGACAGACAGCGCAAAUCCUCCUCAUCAAAAUGAAACAUCUAUCAUAUUGAACAUCAGUCCGAUUACUCAUCUUCCAAAAUUCUCCAAAUAUCACUUCCUUUUCUCAGUACCGGAAGAUGCGCCUAUUGGAACAGUUGUUGGUCGACUCCAGCAGGAUUCUCAGCUCGAACUUUCGGAUGUAUCUUUUUCGUUGGUUUCAAUGGAUCAUUUAUCAGAUUUCCCGUUUUCUGUGAAGCAAAAAAGUGGACAAAUUGUUGUUAGCACUGGGCUGAAUUACGAGAAAACACGUGAAAUACGUUUCUUGGUGAGUUUGCACUCGGAGAGACAAUUUAGUGCAAAAGCUAUUUCAUUAGUGACCGUAAGAAUAACAGACGUAAAUGAUAACAAACCACAUUUUGAAAGUACCUAUAAACGUGUGAUUAUUCCGGAAGACUUAUCAGUUGGCAGCAGUAUUGCGGUUAUUAGAGCAAUAGAUGAAGAUGCCGUGGGUUUGAAUUCGAAACUUCAAUACAUCUUGGAAGAGGGUGACAACAAUAAUACUUUUAAAUUGGAUCACGAGACAGGUUGGCUUACUCUAUCGAAAGAGGUUGACAGAGAGAUGGUGGAAGAAUAUACGCUAAUAAUUCGUGCUGAAGAUGGAAGUGGACAAAAUACACGGAAGAAGAUAACUAUUAUCGUUAAAGAUGUUAACGAUUCACCUCCGCAAUUCUCACAGCAAAUUUAUUCUGUUCAAUAUUUUAUGGAAGAUUUAAAAAUUGGACAGAAAAUUUUGCAAUUACAAGUUCAUGAUCCUGAUUUGUAUCCGAACAAUAUCACCAAGUUAUAUAUUAUAAAUGGCGAUGAGCAUGGGAUGUUUGGAUUGGAAGUAAACAAUGUUGUGCUUAAUAAACUUCCAACAGAUUUUCAUUCUGUUGAAUCGCAUCUUCUGGUAGUUGCACAUGAUGGAAAACAUACAGCAACAACUGAAAUUACGGUGAAACUACUGCCAAAAUUUUCACAAUUCCAAUGCGAACCGAAAAAAAUUCUUAAAAAUAUAAGUGAAGAUUCGCCGCAUGGCACCGUUAUCAAAAUGGGAUAUCAGAGAUUGCAAAAAUCCUUACAAUUCUAUCUGACCGGAUUAGAAUCUGAUUUAUUUAAUGUUGAGAACAAUGGAACGGUUAUUGUUCGUAAAGAACUUAGCUCACAUAUCUCAAAUCAGAUGGAAUUGUUUCUUCGAGCGGAAACUCCCAAUAGUUUAUGCAUUCAGCGCAUAAUCGUCAACAUUGAAAGAACGAGUAAAGGGAGAGUUACAUUUGCGCAACCUGUUUUUUACGGUACGAUUCGGGAGAAUAGCAAUGCUACUAAAGAGAAAAAAUUAUUCGCAACGAGAGUGAUAGCAACUGUUGGUGAUUUGGAUGGUAUUGGCUAUGUUACAUUUAAAUUUGCAAGUAAUAGUAAUCAGUACAUGGAUUUAUUCGAUAUUGAUAAUGAAACCGGUGUUGUAACAGCGAUUUCGCCUCUCGAUCGUGAAGUUAAGGAUCAGUACAACUUCUCGGUCCUUGCUAUCAUCGCAGCAGGGCAUAGUGCUGAAGCAAAAGUGAUUAUUGAUGUGGGAGAUGUGAAUGAUAAUUCACCUAUAUUUGAGCAGAAUACCUAUCAUUUACGAAUUGCGGAAGAUGAAACACCUGGAAAAGAGCUUCUUCAAUUGAAAGCAUACGAUAGUGAUGACAAGGAAGUUAUCACUUAUCAGCUGCAAGCUUCUGAUGAUGUAGCUAAAUAUCUAAGCAUUGAUGCUAACAGCGGUUUGUUGAAACUAGCUUCUACAUUGGAUUUUGAGAAAUUAGAGAAAUUCUCAAUAACUGUUAUCGCAACAGAUUCCGGAAAGCCUCCAUUAAGUUCAACAUGUGAAAUAGAUAUCGAAAUUUUGGAUGUAAACGAUAAUCCACCACUUUUUAUGCAAUCAAUUUAUAAAGCUACAGUGCUAGAGAAUGUGCAACGUGGUACGAACGUUGUACAGGUAUUGGCAAAUGAUCCGGACAGUGAACAUUUCGGCCGAGUAUCUUAUCUGAUCAUAAAUGAUACGGCUCCGUUUACUGUCGGAGAAGAUGGAUGGAUUACAACGACAGAAAUACUUGAUCGUGAAAUGAAGAGUGCUUACUGUUUGACAGUAAAAGCAGUAGACGGUGGUACUCCAUCUUUGUCUGAUUCCACAACUGUUGAGAUUGAAGUGGAAGACGAGAAUGAUAAUGCUCCUGUUUUAAAACAUUGCAAUAUGACCGCUGUUGUACAGGAAAGUGUUGAACCUGGGCAUGUUAUACUGCCAAUUACUAUUACUGAUAAUGAUAAAGAACCAAAUACCGGUCCGUAUAAAUUGGAAAUUACUGGAGAUGGUGCUUCAUUAUUUGCAUUUGAUAGCAGAAUGAAUUUGAUCACCAUAAAACGAUUACCACCACAUGCUAUAAAAGAAGUUUAUCUUUUGUCGGUGAAAGUUUCUGAUAGAGGUAAUCUAUCAACGGAAUGUCCAAUGACAUUAUUUGUCAAAGAGGAAAGCCGACAUGCACCACAGAGCAAUCCAUUGAAAAUUACUUUGAAUACAUUAAUGGGUGAAUUUUUGGGUGGAAUUGUGGGUAGAGUGAUGGCAACAGAUGAAGACACGACGGAUAUGUUACGUUACUCAUUAGCUGAUAGCGAAAUGAAUGCUAAUAGUAUUUGGUCGAAUCAUCAACACCUAAAAAUUCCAUUCAAUAUCGAUUCAGAAACAGGUGAUAUCAUUGGUGAAGCUGAUCUUCUCUCUGGAACAUACCGUUUCAAUGUUUCCAUAACCGAUGGUAAAUAUAUCACAAUGGUACCAGUUGUGAUUGAUGUAACCUCAAUUGAUCAGGACGCAUUGGAUCAUUCCGUAAGCAUACGAAUUCAUAAUCUUUUGGGGGAAACAUUCUUCAAGAAACACGCCAAGAAUUUCGUACAUUCAUUGUCCAGAUUUCUAAAUGUCAAACCUCAAAAUGUUCAAAUUCUUUCUGUACAGUCUACUUCAACUCAUCAUCAUCUUCAUGUUCGUCACUUGAGCAACCGAACGAUAUCACAGCAAAAUUUGGAUAUCCUUUUCACCGUAUCACGCGCUGAUUCUCGAGGAUAUCAUCGACCAAAUUUCAUUCGACAAAGACUUGAAGAAAAUGUUGCUCAAUUAAGCGAUGAUAUUGGCAGAGAGAUUAUAUCAAUAAUAACGGAAGUCUGUCGAAGGGAUGUAUGCGCUAAUGGUGAAUGUCGGGAUCGUUUAUAUUUGGAUGAUGCACAUAGAGUUUGCUAUAAGACUGAUCAUCAAUCAUUCAGCGCACCCAUCCAUCUCAGGACCUAUGAUUGCACAUGCCGGACUGGUUAUGCUGGAAAGCGUUGUGAUAUACCGGUUGAUAAGUGCAGUCGGGAUCAAUGCACCAAGGAAGAGAUAUGCGUUCCAAUGAAUACAAACAUUGGAUUUGAUUGCACUUGUCCGCCGGGCACUACUGGCGAUCGUUGUGAUACGACCAUUUGCGGUAAAGACAAGCGGGAAUGCAGUCAGGAUGCAGAAAUUGGAAUUGAUGGCAAUGGAUUUUUCCACAUGACCGUUGCAAAUUCGAUAGAACGACGACUGGAAUUAACGAUUAAUUUUAGAACUACGAGCGCAGAUGCGAUUGAGAAACGAUAUGUACAGUAUCGAUGGAAUUGUGGUACUGGACCGGGACUGGUUCGCAUUAGCCAGCAAACGGUCAGUGAUGGUAAAUGGCAUUCUUUGAAGGUAUCGAGGAGAAGUAGGCAUGUGAAACUUGUGCUCGACGGAAUAUACGAAAAGGAAGGUGACAGUCCACAGGGUAGCGAUGUUGUGAACCUUUACCGUCAGGCUAUAAGACUUACUUUUGGUGCUUUGGUCUCACAAUCGGUUGACGAUAGCGCUUUUACAUCAGCAAGCACUCUGAGGCCAGUAGUGACGAGAGGAAUGGUUGGCUGUUUUGGGCGUAUUUCUGUUGAUGGUUAUGAAAUACCGAAGACAAAGCAAAGCCUUUAUCUCUACAAUACUCGCCUAAACUGUAAUGCUAUCGUUAGUGCCCCAUGUGCUUCAGGUCCUUGUGAAAAUGAGGGUACUUGUGUUCCAUCCGGUGAUAAAACCUACAACUGUGCUUGUCUUCCGCGAUAUUCUGGUAGCAAUUGUGAAAUCGAUCUAACACCGUGUGUUUCACGUCCGUGUCCUCGUGGUGUAGAGUGUAUCGAUUUACAUAAUGACUUCUACUGCAACUGUCCGCAUGGUUUCACAGGGAAAACUUGUCAAUUGAGAGGAGAUUGGGAUCCGUGUUUGUCAAAUCCUUGCGGUCAUUUUGGCAAUUGCAUUCGUUUACCUCAUUCAGUCGGUUUCAUAUGUAAUUGCUCCCAUGGAUAUUCCGGAACAGCUUGCAGAGAUCGGUCACCGGAUUUGAUAGGAUAUGGUCGACCACUGAAUGCGAUCAAAAUUAUUGGAUUGAUUAUCGUUAUAUUACUUCUUAUAAUCGUUGCCGCUCUUAUUGUUUGCAUUUAUUUACGCAUUAAAAAAAGUCGAAAACCAUCGAAAGUAAGAGAAAUGGAAUACGAAACGAAUAACUAUAAUCCGCGAUUGUCGAUGUCUUACGAUGGUAUACCACGUAGUGUGACACCAGCGCCACCAUUAUUUCCGCGCUUACACAAUAGCAAUUAUGAGAAAGGUUUGCCAACAGUUCAGGUACGUCCUUUGCCAAUUCAUGAACGAAUAAGUAGCUCAUCAGUUGGUGGUGGUAGCCGAUCUCCUUCAUUAGCAGGCUCGAGUAAAGGUCGAAUUGGUUGGAUUCCAAAAAAGGGAUCGGCAAAAAACUGUGAAUCGGAUCGUUGUAUUGGCACCUGUGAUGAAAUGGAACCGUUAGCCAAUAAUGAAGCAUUGAGACGGUACGGUGAAAUGAUUAUAGGCGGUGAUGAUGAUGAAAUGGCAAGUUGUUCAUCUUCUCAAUUACAACCGGCUGCUACUGAUCGUUUUCGUCGAUCCUCUGGUUCAAAAUAUAAAAGUCGAAUGAAAAGGUCAAGAAAUAUUCCUGCAUUCGAUAAAGCUCCAACAAAGGAAGAUUGGCGUGUGCAAUGUGAAAAACGGAUAAAUGGAGCAUGUGACGCAGCUGCUGAACUACGUGGCGAACGUUUAAAAAAUAAUCCUGGCAUGGAUAGAAAUAUUACAAAUGAUUUUUCAUCAAAUAUGCAAGAGGAUAAUGAUUAUAUGACGAUGCGACCGGUACAUCGCCGAGUGAUAACACAAAAUUCAGAAAGUCAACGGAGACCUUUGUUGGAGACAAGUGAUAGCGAUGGAUCGGACAGUCCUGAUUUCUUAUAUCCGAAUGAAUUGGAACCUUCGCAACGUAGAAAACCGCCACCUCCACCAGCGCAUAAUAUUAGGCGGAAGAAUAAUGAGGUUGUUGCUGGUAGUGGCAUUGUUUCGAAUCGUGUUUAUGAUGAACCGGCUACUGAUGUUACCAACACUGAUAAAAAAUCUUCUAAAGUAGUUAAAAAAUCGCAAUCGACUUCAGAAUUGAUGCAUUCGUUGGAAAGAUUUGAAGAUUUUAGUAACAUCGAUGAUAGUGAUAAUGAUCGAACGGUGAACACAUCCACGUCUUCAAAUGUACAUCAAACAAUGGCCGUCCUCUAA